Messenger RNA from Entrophospora candida, 736 nucleotides. The record is from the annotation of a GenBank genome assembly. Lineage: Eukaryota; Fungi; Glomeromycota; Glomeromycetes; Entrophosporales; Entrophosporaceae.
CAUUUUCCCCCCUGAAGAAAAAGAAAAUUUGGAUGAUGAGGAUUGUUAUUUAAGCCAUCAAAAAAAAUUACUUACUUCUAUUGGGGUACCAUCAAAAUACGCCCAAAAUGCAAAAAAACUUUUAAAAACCAACAAAGAAAAAAUUCCGUUACUAAACUACCAUCCCUUUAACAACUCUAGUAUUCCACUGCAAUUGUUACAUCCAAUUUUUGAUAUUCAAUUUCAUAUAUUCAUGUCAGAUUUUUAUGAAGAUGGAAAUGACAGAUUAUCUGCAUUCACAUUGUGUUGGAAAACAUACUUUGGAUAUGCUGUAAUCAAAAUGGUUUUUAAUGAUAUGAAGUUAGCACCACAACUUGUAAGUAAUGAAAUAAUUCCAAACACAUUUUAUUCAUUGAUUAUGAUGGAGGAUUUGAAAGUAAGUGGUUACAAGGAUACACUGGAAUCAAGAACAGAGGAACUAAAGGAAAAAAUUAUGGAAGCAGUAGAAAUGAUGCAUUCUCAAAGUUGGAUACAUGGUGACAUGAGAUUAAAAAACAUUAUGUUUAAGCAGGAUAAUAAUAAUGAGUGGAAAGUAAAGUUGAUAAAUUUUGACUGGGUAGGCAAAGAAGGCUAUGCAUCUUACCCACUUAUCAUUAAUAGGAAACUUCCUUGGCAUCAGAAUGUCAAGCAUGGUGGUAAAAUUUUUCAAGAGCAUGAUACACACUUACUUGCAGAAUCUUUUGCAGGGAGAUAUUAA